AUGGAGCCGCCGACCGUAGCAGCGCAGACACAAACGCCGACGACCGAGGCCUUAGACAGCAAUAGGUCUUUCUUCGAGUGUAAUGUAUGUCUAGACACUGUUUCUAGUCCAGUAGUGACGCUUUGUGGACACCUCUACUGUUGGCCGUGUUUGUAUGAGUGGAUGCAAAACCACUCCGAGUGUCCUGUAUGCAAGGCCGGAAUUAGUGAGGAUAACGUGAUACCCGUUUACGCUCGAGGUGCCGAAGCUGUUGAUUCACAAACACACCAGGACAGUGGCAUUCCCCGCCGUCCUCAGGGACAGCGACCAGACGCUGAGCAGCUCCGACGACGACGCCCGUUUAAUUUUGGGAUCUUUACUGGAAGCGGACAAACAAACGCUUUUUCAAUGUCUCCGACACUUGGUUUCUUCCCGGCACUGUUCGGAGCACCCUACCAACCGCCGGCUCCCGUCACGCAUCGUCAAGAUGGUACGCCUCUAACAGCACAGGAGGCACACCAGCAGAUGCAGCAGGCUUUUCUGUCCCGAUAUCUUUUAAUUGUUGGCAGCCUCGUGGUCAUCUGUCUCAUUACGUUUUAA
This is a messenger RNA of Peronospora farinosa, 579 nucleotides long. NCBI's taxonomy places the organism in Eukaryota, Oomycota, Peronosporomycetes, Peronosporales, Peronosporaceae. The record is from the annotation of a GenBank genome assembly.